Labrus bergylta (ballan wrasse) is the source of this 5327-nucleotide messenger RNA. It is a transcript of the gene trpc4b, whose product is annotated as transient receptor potential cation channel, subfamily C, member 4b. The record is from RefSeq and is a predicted model, not a curated record. Lineage: Eukaryota; Metazoa; Chordata; Actinopteri; Labriformes; Labridae. Gene Ontology annotation, cellular component: plasma membrane; cation channel complex. Gene Ontology annotation, biological process: regulation of cytosolic calcium ion concentration; calcium ion transmembrane transport. Gene Ontology annotation, molecular function: store-operated calcium channel activity; inositol 1,4,5 trisphosphate binding; protein binding.
CUUCUUGUCCCAACAGAUGUGUGGCGUGUAUUCUGUAAAGAAAUGUGUACAGUAGGUUAGUAAUCUGCAAUAUAAUCCUGAAUAUCCUUGCCGAACACAUGAGAGCGAAAGGGGGUGGGCAGGGGAUUACAUGACAUGCCCUUAAAUUACAUUGCGUCUCCAGUGGAGACUUCAGUCAUAGAUGAGGAUCCGAUCAUUCAAGUUUCCUGUCUGACAGUCGAAAAUUUCUGCUUGUUUUUGGACGAAAUCACAACUACAGAGCAGCAGGGCAAAGUUGAGACUGUGAUGCUGUAGCAGCAAUGUCACAGCUUUAUUACAGGAAAGCUGACAACUCCUCAUACAGGGACUGCAUCCCGCUGCGGAUUGUGCGGGCAGAGUCCGAGCUCUCCGCUCUGGAGAAGGCCUACCUGGGUGCUGUUCAAAAAGGGGACUAUGCCAGUGUGAAACAGGCUCUGGAGGAGGCUGAGAUCUACUUCAGGAUCAACAUCAACUGCAUUGACUCUCUGGGACGGACAGCGCUGCUCAUCUCAAUUGAUAACGAGAACCUGGAGAUCAUUGACCUGCUGCUCAGCUUUAAUGUGUAUGUGGGUGAUGCCCUGCUACAUGCCAUCCGCAAAGAAGUGGUGGGGGCUGUGGAGCUGCUGCUGAACCACAAGAAACCACGAGGGGAAAAACAGGUCCCCCCCAUGCUACUGGACAAACAGUUUUCAGACUUCACUCCAGACAUCACACCCAUCAUCCUUGCAGCCCACACCAACAACUAUGAAAUUAUCAAACUGCUGGUGCAGCGAGGGGUUUCCAUACCUCAGCCACAUGCUGUGCGCUGUAACUGUGUAGAGUGCCGGUCCAGUUCAGAUGUGGACGGCCUGCGUCACUCACGCUCUCGACUUAACAUCUACAAGGCCCUUGCCAGCCCAUCGCUCAUAGCUGUCUCCAGUGAGGAUCCUUUCCUCACGGCUUUUCAACUCAGCUGGGAGCUGAUAGAGCUCAGCACAGUGGAAAAUGAGUUCAAGGCAGAGUACGAGGAGCUGUCCCGUAUUUGUAAACAAUUUGCUAAGGACCUCUUAGACCAGACCCGAAGCUCCAAAGAGUUGGAAAUAGUCCUCAACUACCGAGACGACAUCAACCCUCUGUCGGAUGACAGCAAUAACGAUCUAGCUCGACUGAAGCUGGCUAUCAAAUAUUGUCAGAAAGAGUUUGUUGCUCAGCCAAACUGUCAGCAGCUCUUGGCAUCCCGGUGGUAUGAUGAAUUCCCGGGUUGGAGGAGACGACACUGGGCAGCAAAGCUCAUCACAUGUAUCUUCAUAGGCCUCCUCUUCCCAUUAUUAUCCAUGGUUUAUCUGAUCAUUCCAACAAGCCGCUAUGGUUUAUUCAUUCGCAAGCCCUUCAUCAAGUUCAUCUGUCACACUGCCUCCUACCUGACCUUCCUCUUCCUGCUCCUCCUGGCCUCUCAGCAUAUAACCUAUGCUGACUCCAACUUUCAGGGCCCAGCACCCACUAAAGUGGAAUGGAUGAUCCUGCCUUGGGUGCUAGGUUUUGUAUGGACUGAGAUCAAACAGAUGUGGGAUAGUGGUUUAGAAGACUACCUGGAUGACUGGUGGAAUUUAAUGGAUUUCAUAAUGAACUCCCUGUAUCUUGCCACCAUUUCUCUGAAGAUUGUUGCUUAUGUAAAGUUUAGUGGGCCAAAAGACAGAAACAGCUGGGACAUGUGGCACCCAACUUUGGUGGCCGAGGCAUUGUUUGCCAUCGCCAACAUCUUCAGCUCACUUCGCCUCAUCUGCCUUUUUACUGCCAACUCUCAUUUGGGCCCCUUACAGAUCUCACUGGGCCGCAUGCUCCUCGACAUACUCAAGUUCCUCUUCAUCUACUGUCUAGUGUUGUUAGCCUUUGCCAAUGGCCUCAACCAGCUCUACUUUUAUUAUGAGACAGAUGAGGUCGGUGAAUGCAAGGGUAUUCGCUGCAGUGGACAGAACAAUGCCUUUUCCACGCUGUUCGAGACGCUGCAGUCAUUAUUUUGGUCUGUAUUUGGCCUGAUUUCCCUCUAUGUGACCAAUGUGGAGCCAGACCAUCAAUUCACUGAGUUUGUUGGCAGUACCAUGUUUGGAACAUACAAUGUCAUCUCACUGGUAGUACUUCUGAACAUGCUUAUUGCAAUGAUGAACAACUCCUACCAGAACAUUGCUGACCACGCAGAUAUAGAGUGGAAAUUUGCAAGAACAAAAUUAUGGAUGAGCUAUUUUGAAGAAGGAGGGACUUUGCCAUCUCCAUUUAAUAUAAUACCCAGUCCAAAGUCAGUGUAUUAUCUAAUUGGAUGGGUAAAGGCUCAUUUGUUUAGAGGAGCCCAUUUAAUACGGCUUGAAACCUUUGAAACAUUAGGGAGACGUGCUGCAGUAAAUGUAAGAUUAAACCAUGAGUAUCAGGAGGUUUUAAGAAACCUUGUAAAGCGUUAUGUUGCUUCAAGGAUCAGAGAUGCAAAGACUGAGGAAGGGUUGACAGAAGAGAAUUUUAAGGAGCUUAAGCAGGACAUCUCCAGCUUCCGCUAUGAAGUCCUUGGAAUGAUGAAGGGUAAACCACAAGGGGGGGUUGGAGGUCAAGUUGCAAGCUCCACCUUGGCUUAUGCUGGAAACUCCUUUAAAUAUUCUCCCAACGUCCCUACUGAUGAGCCUCAAAUAAAGCUGAGCUUCUUUGAUGUGACGACCACUGUCCAGGACAACAGAGCUGCCAACAUCACCAGCCCAGUGGGCUCCAAAGGGCAAGCCAGUGGUUCAGUUUUUCUGUCCAGGAAAAGAGAACCGUAUAACGAGCUAUCCAAGAAUGUUUCAGAUGCUGCGUCCGAGCAGAGCAGACUCCUCUCUCAGAAAUGUGACGACUUAAAUUUGAUUCCAGAUGAAGAGACACUGUUAUCUGAUGGACAAUACCAAGAACAACUUCAGACUGAGAAAGUAAUGGUUGAAGUCAUAAAGAAAGUGGAUGAGGAAAAACAGGACAUUCAUGAGAUUGGACCCCCGGAGCGUGCAAAGGAAGUAAAAAAUGGGCCCAAAAAAUACAACAAUUAAUCUGAAUCUACAAGUCAGCGAUGUAACCCCAUGUUGUAUAUUUAAGCCUUUAAUUAUGUCACUUUUAUUCAUUCAUCAACCUGUUUAAAAUCACAGUAGACUAGACUACAAUGGAGAAUUCACUUCUGAUAAAUAGUUUAUUUAUUUCAUGUUGGGACAAGUAUGGAGCAAGUAAGUCAUUGCCACACACUACAGCAUUUAAAAAACAGUACCAAACAAACGCAACAAUAAAACACAAUACAGUACAGGAUACGACCUACCCGACUAUAAAACAAAGUCAAAGAGGAGGAGCAAUAUCAUUCAUGACCACAAGACCGAGUCCUCUUUAACAACCGUUUAGUACAUUUGUUUUAUACGUCAUAUCAGUUCAACUAACCUUUGUUUUCUGUGGUUAAUAUAAAGGUUAACUGAUAGUAAAUCAUUUCAUACCAUGUCAGUGACUUACAGAAGAUGUACAACACUGAAUGAGGACUCGUGAGUUCUGACUUGAUGCUCAUGACAUUUUAAAGCAAGUUAGUAAUUCAUUAAGUUGAGCAUGUAUUCCAAACAUUCCCUUACACCCUACCGCAUAUAUCCUCUCGUCUUCCACCUUGAACUGUCCUUUCACUGUGAUAUGCACAAGUAUCACUGUCUUCAAUCUCUGUUUAUGAAAAUACGUUAUACUCCUUGCAUGCUUCAAGUAAAAAAAAAAUAUCUUGUGAGGAGUAAAACUCAAAAGAUCUGUAUGCAAAAAUAAUUAGCCUCUCCGAAAAUAAACCUCAAAACAAUAAUUAACUGAGGGAGGAAUAAGGCAAAAACCAGGUUUAUAUGUAUCCAAUGCGUUAAUAUUGUAUCCACUUUAAUGAGCGAUGUGGCACCUAUGAAAUACAAUUUAGGUCAGCUUCUUUUUCACACCUUUGCUUCUCUAACUUGGUUUUAGUGAGAGGGAAAGCUUUUCUAAUUCUGUUCUUGUAACACAAACUAGGAUUGACUCCUCCAAAAUGUACACCAAAUACUAUACAUUGCAGGUGUAAGGUCCGUCUUGUCAUCUGUGUGUUCAAUUUCAUGACAUAGACUUCUAUCUUCAAUUUAAAAUUUUAAAAGGCAGUGCUUCCCACUUAAAAUCUUUAAAAAACAAACUGAUUCAGUUCUCAGCCUGAUGCAUGUUCCCCCCCCACGUCAACAAAUACACAUUAACUUAACUAACAUUAAGAUUUAGCGAAUAAGGCACAAGAAUGCAGAUGCAAAUGAGUGAAAAGUCUUAAUUGAUUGACAUUUUGUCAUGACAUUUGCCUCAUGGGGCGUAAGUAUAGUGCAGUGGUUACAGCCCUCAUCGUAUAGACCACAGCCAUUCAAAUAUGACCUCAUCCCCCACUCUCUCCUCCCAACAUCUCCUCUCUCUCUUCAGUUGUCCUAUCCAUUAAAGACAAAAAUGGCCCACACAAAAUUACUUACAGAAUUAAAGAAAAAAUAAAAACUGCUGAAAUCUUCUCUCUCAUCUUGUGUACUGAUCAAAAAAGCGAAUCUAUCUGGAUCUGAACACAAAAUAGUCCCUCUCACAUACACAGUUUACUUUGAAAUUCUCCUGAGAGAUUUUUGUCAGAUACGAGAGAAGCAUUACUUAAGGCUCUGCUGCACUCUCUUAUUCAGUGAAUACUGUAAAUGUUAUGUGGUGCAUUAUUCAUAUGCUGCUUGCCCACUCAGUUGUAAACUGCCUCUGCCUUUGGUAUAAACUUUAAAUUAUUCUUAAAUCUGCAGCUCUAACAAUGAACUGCAGGCUUCCUUACAAUAUUCCAAAGAAACUUUUUCCAUAUUUGAAGUGACAAAUGAUGUAUAAGAUGUAUAUGUGUAAUGAAAGUAACUUAUUUAUGUAUUACCUCUGCUACGUUUCAUAGCUUUUCCCACACUGGUUAAAUUGCAGCUUAAGUUUUAGUAUAAGUAUUCAAAGUACAAUAAUUAUACAAAACUCAAUGUAUUGUUUUGGCUGACACUGCCCUGAUGAUCUAAAAUAUUUCUACUUUGAUUAUAAUCAACAUUCAAAUGCUGAAUACAUGCUUAUUCCCCACUAACAGUGAUCCAGUGAUGUAAUAAAACAACUCUGAGAGAUUGAAUGAUUCUGUGAUUAGAAGUGCAGUAAGCUCUUGGUGAAGAUGUUUAUACUUGCAAGGCAACAAGCGCCAUCUAUUGAUGGAUAAAGAACUAGUGCACUGCUCUGGGCUUUACAAAAAUGUUAUAUUCAUUAUGAUGUAUAGAGACCUAUAACUUGUACUAUUAAAAAGGAAAACUUCCAAA